This is a messenger RNA of Lampris incognitus (smalleye Pacific opah), 1410 nucleotides long. Its product is annotated as serine/threonine-protein kinase NIM1-like. NCBI's taxonomy places the organism in Eukaryota, Metazoa, Chordata, Actinopteri, Lampriformes, Lampridae. Bases 1 to 1410 code for a protein of 469 amino acids. The transcript is spliced from 4 exons. Gene Ontology annotation, molecular function: tau-protein kinase activity; protein serine/threonine kinase activity; ATP binding. Gene Ontology annotation, cellular component: cytoplasm. The record is from RefSeq and is a predicted model, not a curated record. Gene Ontology annotation, biological process: protein phosphorylation; intracellular signal transduction; microtubule cytoskeleton organization.
AUGUAUUUGAGCAACAGAAACUAUGCAGACGGCGAAAAGAAGAAGAAGAAGAGCACAAGAGGAAAGAUGUUAUGGAAGGGGGCUCAGAAGAGGGUAGCUCCAAUAACCUACCGAGAGCUUCACCUCCAGCUCCCCCAAAAGAUGGAAAAGAAUGAGCAAACGCAGGAGAGGAAACAGGAGGACAAGGAGAUCCGGGCUGAGGAUCAGGAGGAGGAGAAGAAGCGUACGGUGCUUGAGAAGGCCCUGUACGACCUGACUCAUUCAGAGCGGGUGAUGAAUGAUCUGACGUUUGGACGAAGGGUGGCGCUGUAUGAGCUGAGGGGCGAGAUUGGCUCUGGCAACUUUUCCCAGGUCAGACUUGGGAUUCAUGACUUAACCAAAGAGAGAGUGGCUGUAAAGGUCUUGGAUAAGGGGCAUCUGGACAAGAGAGCUCAUGGACUGUUUGCAUCAGAGAUCUCCUGCAUGGAGAAGCUGGCCCACCCUAAUAUAAUACGCCUGUACGAGGUGGUGGAGACCUUCAAACGACUGUAUUUAGUGAUGGAGUAUGCCAGUGGAGGAGACUUGUUCUCUCGGAUUACCACCAAGGGGCGCCUGCUAGAUCUGGAGAGCAAGCUCAUCUUUGCACAGGUCCUGUCAGCAGUUAAAUACAUGCACGAUAACCACGUUAUCCACAGAGACCUAAAAGCAGAGAAUGUCUUCUACACCACAAACUACCACAUUAAAGUGGGGGACUUUGGGUUCAGUGUGACCUGUAGCCCCAGUGAUGUCCUUAACACCUUCUGUGGCUCGCCGCCCUACGCAGCCCCCGAGCUGUUCAAAGAGAAGGCCUUUGUCGGUCAUUUUGCGGAUAUCUGGGCCCUGGGCGUCUUGCUUUACUUCAUGGUGACAGCCACCCUGCCAUUCAACGCUUCUAACAUGGGCAGACUUAGGUGCUGCAUCCUGCAGGGCUCCUAUGCCAUACCUGAUAAUGUACCUGAGUCAUGUCAGGAGAUCAUCAAGGGCAUGCUGAAGCCUGUGCCACAUGAUCGCCUUGGCAUGGACCAGAUCAUGUCCAGCGAAUGGCUGAGGGGCAUUGAGUACCCCCAGGCUUACCCCACCCACAGCCUCACACCCUCCCACCUGGCGAAGGCCGUCCACAUCCUCAGCUCCGACGAACUGGAUGUCAAGGCAGCGCUGGAGGACUUGGGUAUUACAGAGAUGCAUCUGCUCAACAAUAACUGCCCAGACCUGAGAAGCCCCAUCACGGGAGCCUACAGGAUUUUGUUGCACCGCAUCCAAAAAAGGAAGUCAGUGGAAGCUAUGUGCUACAGCAUCAAGAGCCCCAAGGACUCCCAGAAAAGAUGGACAGGAGUUAUGCACCCAACAGGACUGGUGAACGGGCGGCCCUCUGUGGUCUGUAUCAUCAUGUAG